AAUAAUUAAAAGAAAAAGUGUUAUAAUUAAUAAAAAAGAUGGGUUAUGUUUUCAUGUCAUUGUUCGCGCAUGUCUAAUGGAAACAAAUAUGCCAUCAUUACUAAAGAACUUCAUAUCAACAUUCGUUACUUUAGUAUUGAGUAUGACAAUAUUAUUAAUACUAGAAAAUAUCUUGGAAAAUCAAAUACAUCGAGGAAGUCAUGAAGAACAUCCUAAACCACGAGCUUCAUGGUUGGGGGACGAUAGUAAAUUGUUAAAUUUAAAAAACUUCAAAUAUUUAUUAAAUAAUCCAACAAAAUGCGGUCGAGAAGAAGAAAUAUUAGCGAUUAUUAUUGUAACAAGCUAUGAAGCACAUAUCGAAACUCGAAGUGCCAUGAGACGUGCAAUUCCAGAACAGGAAUUAGAACGUUUGAGAAUUAAACGUGUAUUCUUAUUAGCCGUAGCACCUGAAACCGAUAAAUAUGCUAUAUCACAAGAUGCUUUAAUUAAUGAACAAAAACGAUAUGGGGAUUUAAUUCAAGGUAAUUUUAUUGAAGCUUAUCGAAAUUUAACAUAUAAACAUAUUAUGGGUUUAUCGUGGGCGGGAAAGUAUUGUUCACAUGCAAAAUAUGUGAUUAAAAUGGAUGAUGAUAUAGUGAUUGAUUUUUAUAAGAUUGUACAAAUGUUAAAUAAAUUUCAAUAUAAUCGUUUAUUUUUUGCUGGAUAUGUAUUUCAUGGAAUGCAACCAAAAAGGGAUCCAGCAAAUAAAUGGUAUGUAACAUAUUAUGAGUAUUCAAAACCAAUGUAUCCGGUGUUCGUGUCCGGGUGGUUUUAUGUGACAACACCGUAUGUAGCACAACAGCUUGUGAAUACUGGUCGAUUUGUGCCAUAUUUUUGGAUUGACGAUGUUUAUGUGACGGGUAUAUUAAUGAAAGUGUUAAAAUGGAAACAUUCGGAUAUACAUGAAAUUUUCACGGCGAAUUCAGCAUUUUUAGAAUGUUGUAUACGUGAUUUUAAACAAUAUCAAUAUGACUGUGAUGUAGCUGUUGGUCCCAAUGGUGGGGAUGCGGAAUUGUUUGUUAAAUUUAACGAGGCAUUAUCGAAAUGUCGUUUUCAUAAUAGUAGUGAGAGUAUACCAUGUCAUUCUAGACCAUUAGGUAAGGAAUUAACGAAAACUUGUGUUGCUGAAUUCAAAGGAUUUCCGUUGGGAAAUGGUGAUGCUAAAAUAGAAGAUUAUAAAUUGUUUUAACUUAAAAAUGUUUUUAUAUUUUUAUGAAAAGUCCUAAUAAAUGUUUCUAUGUUUGUA
Messenger RNA from Chrysoperla carnea, 1285 nucleotides. Its product is annotated as beta-1,3-galactosyltransferase 5. Lineage: Eukaryota; Metazoa; Arthropoda; Insecta; Neuroptera; Chrysopidae. Gene Ontology annotation, molecular function: hexosyltransferase activity. The coding region runs from base 77 to 1228 and encodes 383 amino acids. Gene Ontology annotation, cellular component: membrane. The transcript has a single exon. The record is from RefSeq and is a predicted model, not a curated record.